UUGGUUCCCAUCGAGCACAGCCACCACCAGCUCCUCUCGGCUCACUUUAAAACGUUGCACAGAUUUUCUUCCCUCUCCUUUAGAUGAUGGUGGAAAAGGCAACUCUUUGUCUUUUGGGAUAUGUUUUUUGUGGCAGCACUCAAGGGUUCCAUCGCUGUGCCCCACGUGUGACACCUGGGCCAGCCCGAGCAGCCUGUGCAGGUGUGAGGAGGGCAGCGAUGGCUCUGCUUGCUCAGAUGAAGUGGGGCCUGUUUUAACCCCACUAAUCAGGUAAUUCCCUGCUUGCAGGAGCGUUUACACAGGCUGGAUUUUUCCACUUCAGCGGGUGACAGUGUUGUGUUCCCAACAGUUGGAGGAUUUACUGGUUCUUGGUCUAAUAACUGUAGGCCAGAAAUUCUGUAAUUGUUUGCUGCGUGCUGAGGAAACUGAGGGGAUUAACACGAGGUUUCCACAAAGCCCUUGAAUGUGUUUGCAUUUCCACGUCUGCUUGGACAAUGCACUGAAACUUACUGUAUUGAGUAGUUUAACCUACUACUGAGAAAUGUUUAAUGCUUAAAUGUCUAAUUAAAAAGCAUCUUUAGAAUGUUGUUGAAUGAGACAGUGUUUUUUCUGCUCUAUUAUUUCUUUAUAUUGUACAUGGAUUAAAUAUCUACUUCCUUUUCUCCGGGAUUGUCACUCUGUAAUAAAAGAUAUAUAAAUAUGUUAUUCUUAAAUGAUAGAACAGACUGUAAUACAGUUUAUAUAAUUCUAUUUUAAUUCCAGAUAAUGUUUGUUGGAAUUUUUUACACUUUAACAUCUGUUGCCACAUGCUUUUUUCUGCUGUUUGUUGGAGAUGGAAGACAUCCGAGACUUUAUCUGAAGUGGCCUGACAGGAAUGACCCCCCACACCACCCCUUUUUCUCUCACAUAAAAAGUUUGUUUUACCCUGGAAUUUGUCUGUUGGCAAACUGAAAUGCACCAUGGCACAGAUUUGGGAAUGCAAAGUGGUACCUGUAAAAGGUUUGUUACUUCAGCCCUUGUGCAAACACCGGAAUACGCCCCCUGUCUCAAGUGUUGCACCCAGGAUAUGGUUGGAUGUCCAGGUGGCCCAGGGAGAGCUGGAGCACCAGAAUGACUUAGGGGGGAUCAGGGCACUUCCAAGGCAAAUACCAGGUAAAUGGUUCAUAUCCUGUGGUUUAAUCAUUCUUGGCCCAGUAACGGGCCCUUCCGUCUUGGCUCCUUUUCCCCUUAUGGCAGAAAAAUCUGUACUGGUGCUGUAGAGUUGGUGCCUUUUAACUGACCCUUUGGAGCUGGAGGAGCUGCCUGCCCAGAACUCCAUGGUCCAGCCCCAAUACACCCCAGGAGUGGUCAGUGCAUCCUGGAGGGAGCAGGAUUGCAAGCACGGGCUGGGCUGGGGAAACGAAGUCAGUGGGAUGUGGUGGUGUGGGAGGUGUUGGUGUGUCCCACACAGGCUGUGGUGCAGGGGGUUCACUAUCACAGCAGGUACGUGACUUGGAACAGUAAAAGGCUGAUUUCUGCAGGGAUGGAGUGUUUCAUGGGGAGAUAGGAAGUUCCAGGAUGCUGCUGAAGGACAAGGUGGGGAUGAAGGGUCUCGCCAUGAGUGGCUCUAAUGCUCAGCACUAUUCCUCUCCCAUUCAGUUUGUCUGGCCUGGCCCAGGGGAUUUGCUUUUCUGACAAUUUCAGUAAAGGUUUCUCGUGUAGUUCUGAGUUUCGAGAUGAGCCAUGCUCGGAGCAGGUAGGAAACCCUGCAAGAGCUGUAAAUGGUGCUGUGUGCAGCUGAAUGCAGCAUUCCUUGGGGAAUCACAGGGUGGUUUGGGUUGGAAAGGACUAGGUAUAAAAAGGUAGAGGAAAUCAGCAGAGUGAAACACUACCAGCUUGGUGCCUGGUGUGGGAGGGCUGCACUCCCCCCAGUUACAUUGUCCUGUGCCUGUAGAGGUGAAUGAACCCCUGUACAAGGCACUUGGCUCCCAAAAACACCCGUUACACACCGCAGGGUGCAUCACAAACCCUGGUGCAUGCCAACAUGCUUGGAAAAUGGGCUGAGGAGGGAGCAGGACUGGGCGCCAAAGAAGGAACGGGCCCAGUGGAGAGAACCAUCCUUGUAAGGGCCAAAGCUGAAGCAAGAACCCCGACCUGGAGAUCCUGAGGUCCUUUCCUGCCCUGGAACCAGCUGCCCCAGCUUCCCGCCGAGCUCCCCGAGCCGACCCCACUCCAUCUUGUGUUGGACCCCAAACAAACGGUCAAUAUUUUGCCCGGUUUUUGCUUUGCGCUGCGCUCGGUUUCCAGGCUAAACCCUCCCGUGAACUGCUGAUGGGAGAGUUUUCCAGAGAACCUGGCAAGAAGCAGCGUGAACGUGCUGAUGUGAAUUUCGACGUUAAUCUUCUGUAAAUCGAGUGGCCCGUUUCCGAGGGACAGCCGGGAGAAAUCUGAAUGACGUUUCCAUAGCCCGCGCUAUUGAGAUGAAAUCUCAUGGAUGGAAUUCCGUGGACGCAGCUGCUGUAUCAGCGCUCGGAUAAUGUGCUGUUCUGUUCAGAAGCAACCCAUAAAUAGCGGGGCCGCCCCGUGCCGCCGGCAGAGCGGAACCACACCGGAGAGGCAUAAUGACUGAGCAGCAAAGUCCCCCCGAGCAGAUGGCGACUGGGGAGGGAGCUGGAGAGCGAGGUGGCAACUACAAGAUCACGAUCUACGAGCUGGAGAAUUUCCAGGGGAAGAAGUGCGAGCUGACAGAGGAGCUCCCCAACAUCACCGAGAAAGAGAUGGAGAAGGUGGGCUCCAUCCAGGUGGAGUCUGGCCCGUGGCUGGGCUUCGAGCGACAAGCCUACGCCGGGGAGCAGUUCGUGCUGGAGAAGGGCGACUACCCACGCUGGGACUCCUGGUCCAACAGCCACAACAGCGAUAGCCUGAUGUCCAUCCGCCCCCUCCAGAUCGACAGCGCUGACCACAAGAUCCACCUCUUUGAGAACGCAGGCUACACCGGGAGAAAGAUGGAGAUCGUGGAUGAUGACGUCCCCAGCCUUUGGGCCCACGGCUUCCAGGACCGCGUGGCCAGUGUCAAGGCCCUGAAUGGAACGUGGGUGGGCUACGAGUACCCCGGGUACAGGGGCCGCCAGCACGUCUUCGAGAAGGGCGAGUACCGGCACUGGAACGAGUGGGACGCCAACCAGCCCCUCAUCCAGUCCGUGCGGCGCGUGCGGGACCAGCAGUGGCACCAGCGGGGCUGCUUCGAGAACAGCUGAGGGACCCCACGCCCCCGCCGGGGCCGGCUCACGGGGUGCCCCGGCCAAUGCCGUGACCGUGGUGUUUUUUGUGCAAAAACCUCAAUAAAACUCUGAGCUG
Molecule: messenger RNA, 3336 nt
Organism: Empidonax traillii (willow flycatcher)
Lineage: Eukaryota; Metazoa; Chordata; Aves; Passeriformes; Tyrannidae
Product: beta-crystallin B3
Exons: 6
Coding region: 2601-3236 (211 amino acids)
Biological process (GO): lens development in camera-type eye; visual perception
Molecular function (GO): structural constituent of eye lens
Source: RefSeq, a predicted model, not a curated record